UAUUUUAUAUGAAUGGAGGGAGUAUAUCAUUUAACAUUAACUGUUGAUCUUUACACAAAAAAUAAAUAGAUAAAUAAAUAAAUAAAGGCAUGAUAAGCAAUUAUAAAUACCCCCUCUUAAUCAUGCAUUUUAUAUUCUCACACAACCCUUAAUAAUUUCGAGUAGACUUUUAGCCUCAAAAACUGAAAAAAUGGUGACACCUCCAAAACUACCUCUCCUUGUAUCUUUUACUCUCCUCAUAUCUUCCCUCACACUUACAAAUGCAGACGUCCCACCAUGCAACGCCCAAGACCAAGCCGUGUUAAUUAAAAUCCGCGAUCAUUUCGGAGGCAUCAACGGUCCACUUUCCGACUGGGAUGCCCACUCGGACUGUUGUCUUGCUUUUAAUUACGUGGGUUGUAGCAGCAAGCCCGGCAGUGAAUACGGCCGAGUCACGGGCGUAACAUUCAGCCCUGACAUCGGUCUUUCGGGCACUAUACCUUCAGACAUCGGCGACCUGCCUUUCCUCGACUUCUUUACUUUAGCAGGUAACACCAAUGUCACCGGUCCUAUCCCUACAUCCCUAGCUAAGCUUAAUAAACUGUAUCACCUCGAUAUCGGUCAUAAUAGUUUAACCGGCCCAAUUCCUAGUCAGAUUUUCAAGCUGAAGAAGCUUAAGGAAAUAGAUUUCUCUGGGAAUCAGCUGUCUGGGCCUAUUCCGUCGUCUGUGACUUCAUUGCCGUUACUUACACAGUUGAACCUCUCAGACAACAAGCUCACCGGGUCUAUACCUCCGAUGCCAAAGACGUUGAAGAGCUUAGAUGUGAGCAAUAAUCAGCUUUGCGGCCCCAUACCUAGUGGUUUGAAGAAGUUUAGUGCUUCAAGCUUUGGUCGCAAUAAAUGUCUAUGUGGUGCUCCUUUGGCUGUAAAAUGCAAGUAAAAAUUUGAUGUAAUCAGUUGAAAGUAUAAGGAAUAAAAGUUUUUUCUUUUUCUUUCUGAUAA
Chenopodium quinoa (quinoa) is the source of this 981-nucleotide messenger RNA. RefSeq names its product polygalacturonase inhibitor 1-like. NCBI's taxonomy places the organism in Eukaryota, Viridiplantae, Streptophyta, Magnoliopsida, Caryophyllales, Amaranthaceae. Bases 191 to 919 code for a protein of 242 amino acids. The record is from RefSeq and is a predicted model, not a curated record. The transcript has a single exon. Gene Ontology annotation, molecular function: protein binding.